Messenger RNA from Trichophyton verrucosum HKI 0517, 885 nucleotides. RefSeq lists its product as uncharacterized. The transcript has 2 exons. Lineage: Eukaryota; Fungi; Ascomycota; Eurotiomycetes; Onygenales; Arthrodermataceae. The record is from RefSeq and is a predicted model, not a curated record. Bases 1 to 885 code for a protein of 294 amino acids.
AUGGAAGGAGAAUUCCGCUUUGAGGACUACAUAAGGACCUGGUCACCUUCGCCGCCUCCCCAGGAUUCCCAGGUUGGACUACACAACUCAUCCGCCAACCCGGACGAAGGCCAUCCUACCAGCCAGGCCACCGAUCCCCAGCCUCCUACCAGCCAGGCCGCCGAUCCCCAGGUUGGACUACACGGCUACUGCGUCGACUCGGCCCAGGGCCUUCCUAUUACCCAGGCCACCAAUCCCCAGCCUCAUAUCAGCCAGGCUACCGAUCCCCAGCUACCUAUCAGCCAGGCUACCAAUCCCCAGCCUUCCAUCAUCCAGGCUACCAAUCCGCAGCCUCCUAUCAGCCAGGCCACCAAUCCCCAGGUUGGACCACACAACUCAUCCGCCAACUCGGCCCAGGGUCCUCCUAUCACCGCAGUCAUCGCAGGUAUACACCAAGGGUGGAUGGCGAGGUACCGCUCUCACGAAUCUGAAUUCAGAAGAGCACACAAUUCCAGAGAAAGAGCCUUCAUCUGUGCCUCACGCAGAACGGGCAGGGAUAUUUCUAUUCGGAUGCAGUCAGCCAGAAAUGCCUCGAAAUGCCACUAUUUUAAUACCGGACGCUGGUUCAAAUUCAACGAGGACGACGUCAGAAACUGCAGGGACUUCGAUAUCACUUUUGAGCUUCCUGCCUACUGGGAUGAAGAAAUUCAACCGCCCACAACCUGGAACUCGACUUGGCCACCACCGAAGUAUGCGACUGAUUGGGAUAUGAAGCCUACGCUUCCUCCGCCCAUUCCGCUUGAAGCUUUUCAAAAAAUGCAAGUCAAUGCGGAGAAUGUUGUACUGGCAGUCCGCGGUGGAAACCCCCGUCCCACUGGGCCACCUCCGGGUUAUGAAUUCGUAUAA